Molecule: messenger RNA, 3837 nt
Organism: Linum trigynum
Lineage: Eukaryota; Viridiplantae; Streptophyta; Magnoliopsida; Malpighiales; Linaceae
Source: the annotation of a GenBank genome assembly
CAGUACAAAAUGACACUACUUACAAUACAAAACAGUAAGCUUGUAUUACAAAUCAAUGAAUACAAAAUAUACAAAUCACAAUAUAAACUAUACAAACUAGACAAACAAACAUUACAAAUUACAAUGUAUACAAAUUAGUGAUAUAAAUAUUACAAAUAUAAUAGAUAAAAAUGACAAACUAAAAUGAUAAACGAUACAAACCGAAUUGAUACAAAAUCACAAAAUAUACUUACAAACAUUACAAAAUCGUCCGACAAACAUAACAAAACAGAUGUCGUCGCCGGAACAUCGUCGGAAAAUCUUCUCCGCCGUCGAAACUCUCUCUCUCUGCGUGCUGGGCACCAAAAUUGGUGGGACGCACAAAAACACAAAAAGUGGACGGGCCUCUCUUUCUAGGUGAUGGGUGCACCAAAAUUCUGGUCGACGCAAAAUGGGCCGCUGGACGGUGGGGAGGACGGCAUAAAUUCUGGUCAGCGGGAAGGGCGGGAAGUGCCAGGUAGUAGAGAGAUUUUUUUUUAAUUUUUAAUUAUUAAAAAAUAAACUAAUCAUGAAUCAUGCACUUACUACAUUACCCUUCAUUAAAUUGAAUUAAUUUGAGCCAUUAAAUUUUAAUGAAGUUGAAGAGGUGCAAUUAACUUAGACAAGUGACUAUAGGACCCCUUAGGACUUAGUCACCUGAUCUCAUCCGUAGCUAACCCUAAUUAGCAAUUCGUAAUUAGUCAGAGCUUCUCUCCGAAACGGCGCCAUAGAGUUCAAUCGUAGUCUUGAGUAGCUUGACCUACUGGCCUUCAGAUAUAAACACAAACUAAACUGCCGUAGGAAGAAGAAAAAACCUUACCCAGAGCGUCAAAAAAACUUGCGACGGCCGGCGAUGAACCCAAACAUCCCAGAGGAGCUGAUCACCGACAUCUUGUGGAGGCUUCCGAUCAACAAGCCAUCAUGCGUUGCCCGAUUCCGCUGCGUCUGCAAAUCAUGGUGCGCGCUCCUCUCGAAUCCCUCCUUCAUCCUACGAGAGGAUCCAUUGGACUCUGAUCUCCAAAUCCUGAUCAAUUUCGACAACGAAAACGACGAGCCAGUUUACAGUUUGCUCUCUGCCGACACACUCGAUCCCCUCCUUCCUUCCCCUGUUUCGCUGCCCUUCAAUGCGGAAAACCCCCUCGAACAUGGUGGCCGGAUUAUAACAAUUGCAGGGUCCUGUAACGGCCUGAUUUGCAUAUCCCGUGACCGCGACGGUCUAAUUCUUUGGAAUCCGGCCACCGCCGAGACCAAGCUCGUCCCUCCUUCCCCUUCACGCCCACAGUGCUUGUGGUCUUUAGACGCUGUCGGGUUCGGUUUCGAUUCCGAAACGAAUGACUACAAAGUCAUCAGGCAGGUGAAGGACGAAAAGGGUUCUUGUAAAUGCGGCUAUAUCUCAGAGGUUUACAGUUUAAGGAAUGAUUCGUGGACGAGAUUAGCCGAUGAUGAUGAUGAUGAUGAUGGUAAUGGCUAUUGCCCCUGUUUACCCUGUAUGCAAAUCCCACAAUGGAACAAGGGGAAGUUGUAUUGGUGGGGAUGGGACAAGGAUGCGAAGAGUUUAUCUUUCGAUUCGUUUGACAUUAGCAGCCAGGAGUUCGAAAAAGUUGAUCUGCCGAUUCCUGAUUCUGAGGUUCCUCAUAAUCAUGUGCACGAGAUACCGGACUAUCUGUUGAUGAUGGAGGAGUCCAUGGUUGCUCUGUUUCCCCUGGCCGCAAGCCCCAGGGCAGGGGAGAUAUGGGUGCUCUGCAAGUACUGGAUAGCAGAGUCUUGGACCAAAUGUAGUACUCUGAACCCUCUCCCCGGGACGAUCGUUGGCACCUUCGUCGGAAUUUCGAGGAAUUUGAAGUGGCUGUUUACGUCGUUAUGGAGCUCUGAUGCCUCCGACGAUGUGUCUCUCUCCCUCACUGCCAUUGAACCCAGGACGGGGAAAUUCUACGAUCUUGAUAUUAGCGGUCAUAUCGAAGAACUGCCGGUCACCGUCAAUUACACGCCGUCUCAAGUUUGUAUGCGUGAUUACUUCAUGUCGAGUUAAGAUCUGUUGGUUUUGCUCGACGGCGACUCACUUGCUAUGCAGCUUCAAAGAAAAGUCCUUGAGAGCAAGGUUUGACAUUGUACUCUCUAGACCAAUAACAUGUGGGUUGUUUGGGUAUAUCAGUAUAUGAAUUAUGCACAAGUUUUGGUUGAAUUGGAAGGUUUUUGGAUUGUCUCGAGAAUAGAUCGAAUUUCGUUUUGGAUAGAGUCUUCUGAAUCGAUAAAUAUACUAGAUCAUAGCAAUCAAGUAUAACUACUCUAUAGAAAAUCUCUUGAACUUUAGCAAAAAAAACUCUCUCUCUCUAACUUUCCUUUUCUCUGCCUUCUCUCUAAGUUAGAGUUCAGAUUCAAGCUUUCAUGGGCUGCCGUCGGCUUCCCUUUGGGACCGACGAUGGCCCUCCAACUCUUUUACCUUUCCUGCUUGUUAUUUUGCUUGGUUCCAUUUUCUUUUUCAGUGCAUGUUUCGUUUUUCCUUGUCCAAUUCUCCGUUUCGCCUUCAUGCCCAUCUUUGGGGUUUUCUUUCUGCCACUCCUUGUGAGAUGGAUGUCUCAUGUUCCAACCUCUACUUCUGAUCCUCAGAUUUAGAUGUGCUUGGUUCUUUCGCUCGGUGGUCAAAGGGGGCUAUAGAUCUUUGAUCGGUAGCUUGUCUUCUCAUCUUCUUACCUUUCAUCUACCUCCUUGCUUCACCCAUUGAGUCGGUGUUUCGGAGAUGCAAAUGCCUUCUCAUAUGCAGCGGUCUGGAUGCGGUUCUAAGAUGUUGAAGGCAAUGAUGCAUCAGUCUGAAGCUCGUCUCUUUUCUCCAAGCCUGUUCGUUGCCGUUUUCGUGAUCUCCGGGCUCCUCACGGACUGCUGUUCUCCCGUUGCGGCGUUGGUCCGGUCGCUGCAUGGUGAGCUAGUGGUCGACGAUUGGUUUUCGGCGGCUCUGUUCGUUUGGUUGGCGGCGGCAGGUUGGAGAAGAGAUGAUAGCUAGGGUUGGUGUUGGUAGUGUCUGUAGGGUUAAUUGGGCUCACUUUGCGGGCUCUGGGUUUUGGGCUUCAUUUUUUUGUUUCUUUUUGAAACAUUUGUUAGGGCUUUGUUUGUGGGCUUUUUUCCCUUUUGAUUUCUACUGUAUCUUUCCAUGUGUUUUACACUAAACUUUGUACUCACUUUUGAAGUGCAAUAUAUACAGCUAGGGGUGGAUUCGGUUCGGUUACAACCGAUAACCGAUUGGUCGAUUACCGGUUAACCGAACCACCAUCUCCCUCUACCAAACACCGACCGACGCCAAUGCCUCGGUUAACCAAUAACCGACCGGUCGAUUAUCGGUUAGUUGGUUGGUUAACCGAGAUAACCGAAAAAAUGAUGGUGGUUCGGUUUUAACCGGGUAAAAUUAUUAGAAUUGCCUAAAAUGAAAGGUUCUAACUUACAUUUCUACAUCUAAAUCACCAAAUUAAUGUCUCAAAUUCAACAAACAUAAAAUUAUAAACUUCAUAACCGGGUAUUUUCACAUCGUUUUGGUGAGGGGGAUGGUCGGUUAUUUUCGGUUAUUGUCGGUUAACUGGAUAACCGGUUUUCGGUUACUCGGUUAACCAAAUUACCAAUUAGGAGCUCCAACCACCGACUGAAGCAUAUAAUUUUUGGUUAUCGGUUAACCGGUAACCGCCGGUUAUCGGUUUAACCGGCCGGUUAACCGGCAACCGAUAACCGAACCUCCAGCCCUAUAUACAGCUUCUUGUAUAAAAAAAAAAAAAGUAUAACUACUCCAUGGAUACCAUUCAAUCUAAAUCUCAAGAAUGAAUGUGUGUUUAUAAA